Magnolia sinica is the source of this 3155-nucleotide messenger RNA. RefSeq names its product coronatine-insensitive protein 1-like. Gene Ontology annotation, cellular component: SCF ubiquitin ligase complex. NCBI's taxonomy places the organism in Eukaryota, Viridiplantae, Streptophyta, Magnoliopsida, Magnoliales, Magnoliaceae. Gene Ontology annotation, biological process: SCF-dependent proteasomal ubiquitin-dependent protein catabolic process. The record is from RefSeq and is a predicted model, not a curated record. The coding region runs from base 465 to 2258 and encodes 597 amino acids. The transcript has 3 exons.
AAAAAUCCGAGUGGCCUGUCAGUGGAGAGUGGCGAAAGAAUCCAAAUCCUCUCUCUCUCUGUCUCUCCGUCUCUAUCUCUCUCUCCUCUCUUUUCGAUGGGUUCCUCUCAUCGCCGUUCGAUCCUCCGGUCUGAGAGACAUCUCAGCCGUUUAUCUUUCCCAUCUCGAUCAGACGCCUUGAAGCUCAGAAGCGAUGAUAGAUCUGUUGCCGUUCAUAUCCGAUUCAGUCGGUAGCAGCAGGCCUUCUUCUCGUGUCUUUGAUUUCUUGCAGCUCUUCAAAAACCCUAGGUUUCUAGACACGACCUCCUUGCAGAAAUCGCUCACGGCAGCUCCCAUCGCUGCUCGUGUAUAAAACCCUGCGCGGAGAUAGAUGCAUCAUCUGACUGCUAGAACUUGCUGAUUCGAAGCUCGGUAGGUGUGGUUCAUCAGAUCGGGCCUUGGACGGUCGGGAUUCCGCGAUCUCGAUGGAGAAUCGGAGAUUCAGCCGCGCGAUGAGCUUCGGCAUAUCGGAUGAGGCGCUUGUGUGCGUGAUGGCCUACAUCGAUGAUCCCCGCGACCGUGAUGCGGUUUCUCAGGUGUGCCGGAAAUGGUACAACAUCGAUGCUCGGACGCGGAAGCACAUCACGAUCGCCCUCUGCUAUUCGACUAUGCCGGCUCGCCUGCGGAUGCGGUUUCUGGGCCUCGAGUCGUUGAAAUUGAAGGGGAAGCCGCGGGCCGCGAUGUUCAACCUCAACCUCAUACCGGAGGAUUGGGGAGGGUACGUCGGGCCCUGGGUCAAUGAGAUCUCAAAGGGCUUCAAUUGCCUCAAAUCACUCCAUUUCAGGCGGAUGAUCGUACGUGACGCUGAUCUUGAGGUGCUGGUCCGGUCACACGGGCAUAUGCUGCAGGCGCUUAAGCUGGAUAAGUGUUCCGGUUUCUCGACAGAUGGAUUAUUGCAGGUCACCCAAUCUUGCAGAUGCCUAAGAACCUUGUUUUUGGAAGAGAGCUCCAUUUUUGAGAAAGAUGGUGAUUGGCUCCAUGAACUUGCUGUGAACAACAAUGUCCUAGAGACUUUGAACUUUUAUAUGACGGAGCUCAAAUUCAUCAACACUAAAGACCUUGAAUUGAUAGCCAAGAACUGCCGCUCCUUACUUUCUUUAAAAAUCAGUGAUUGUGAAAUCUUGGAUCUAUGUGGUUUUUUUCGUGCAGCAUUAACUCUAGUAGAGUUUGGUGGUGGUUCAUUCAACGAUGAAACAGGGGAUCUCGACAAAUACUCUAGCGUGUCGUUUCCUCCAAACUUGUGCCGCAUGGGUCUAAACUACAUGGGGAAGAAUGAGAUGCCUAUAUUGUUCCCACGUGCAUCUUUACUCAAGAAGUUGGACCUUCAAUAUACAUUUCUCGAUACCGAGGAUCAUUGCCAGCUGAUUCAACGAUGCCCCAAUUUAGAGGUUCUUGAGGUGCGUAAUGUGAUCGGAGACAGCGGAUUAGAAAUUCUCGCUCGGAACUGUAAGAGACUUCGGAGGCUUAGGAUUGAGUGUGGGGAGGAUGAACAGGACGAACAAGGCAUGGUUUCGCAGAGGGGCCUAGCUACACUGGCACAAGGCUGUCCAGAUCUGGAAUACCUGGCUGUCUAUGUAUCUGAUAUCGCGAAUUCAGCUUUGGAAUCUAUUGGCACUUUCAGCAAAAACCUCACUGAUUUCCGAUUGGUCUUACUUGACAAGGAAAAAACAAUAACGGAGCUACCACUUGACAAUGGGGUCCGUGCUCUGUUAACGGGCUGCCAGAAGCUUAGGAGGUUCGCUCUCUAUCUACGACAAGGGGGUCUGUCAGACAUUGGUCUUGGUUAUCUCGGCAAGUACAGUGACAACAUUAGGUGGAUGCUGUUGGGUUUUGUGGGAUGUUCUGAUGCUGGGCUUCUGGAAUUCUCGAAAGGCUGCCCCAGCCUGCAGAAGCUUGAGAUUAGGGGCUGUUGCUUCAGCGAGCGGGCGCUGGCCCUUGCUGUGUUGCAGCUGAGGUCUCUGAGAUACAUAUGGGUGCAAGGGUACAAUGCAUCCAAAACAGGCAGUGAUCUUUUGGCCAUGAUUCGUCCCUAUUGGAACAUAGAAUUCAUUCCUCAGAGACAGGCCAUUGUAUACGAUGAGUUUGGUAGUCCUGCAGAAGUUGACAGGGUUGAGCGGCCAGCUCAGAUACUUGCUUACUAUUCCCUUGCAGGGCGAAGGAUGGAUUACCCUGAAACGGUCAUUCCUCUUUACCCAUUCCCAUUGUCCUUGGGUGUGUGACUGUGCAUAUCUCUCUCUCUCUCUCUCUCUCUCUCUCUCUCUCUCUCUCUCUCUUCUUUUCUUCAGUCACACUGUUGUAUCGGCUGUGUGCUCUGGAUGGUUACUGUAUAUCUUUCGUGUAUUAUUUACAAUCCGAGCUUUGUAAUCCUGUAAUAAGUUUGUAUUCUGUAACCGGAAAGAAUUCCGCUCGAGCGUGCUGAAGCUGUGGGACAGACGGAUCUGAGAAAUGAUUUCAUGGGGCAUACAUUAUUCCACGUGGCUAAUCGUCAUACAUCUCAGGUUUGCCCUCCUCUCACUGCAGCUUUGUGGGCCAUUCGAGUUUGGAAGGAAAUCCUUGUCUCUGUCUGAGAUAACCAACAGCUUCCCAGUGGCACCAGCUGAGAUAAUUGGCUUCGUGAUCUUGAAAGCUGAGGCACCAAUCAGUGAUUGCUUAAAGAAUGCAAUGAUUGAAGGUUUAGGAUCAUCAGUCUGGGAGAUUUCUGGUGUGUACCCAUAUCAUACCAAUAGUCUAGAUCACUAAGGAGGCCGGAUAUUUAGGGAAACCUGCAUCUUAGAGAUUUGGGGAUCCUUUGGAUUCUAUUGUCUUCGUCACAUAUUUUGCCAUUGAAUAGGAAUGGAGUGCUGAGAUUUGCGGAAGGACUGUUACAUGCUCUUUCAUGCUUACCAGAUUGGCUGCUAUUACUUGCGACGGGUUCAUGGCAGAGAAAUUUGUUUGCAUGAACAUACACAGAUAUCUGGAGCCAUUGCAGGGAGUGUCUGGAUCGGAUUUGUCACUGUUGUAGCUUGAGAUUUUCUCUCAGUAUCUGGAUUGUUGUUGUAGCUGUUGCUUUGGAAUUAUCCACUAUGUUUCUACUGAAGAACUGGCUAUUAAUGAUGCUUUGUUGUAUUUGUUUCUUA